AUGUCUGGGCCAUGUGGUUCCGGAGAAUUUGCCGCUGAUCAUAAUGUUGAGGUGUGGAAGAUCAAACGUUUGAUCAAGAGUUUGGAAAUGGCGCGGGGGAAUGGUACAUCAAUGAUUUCGUUAAUAAUUCCUCCUCGAGACCAGAUUGCACGUAUUUCGAAAAUGUUAGCCGAUGAAUAUGGCACGGCAUCUAAUAUUAAAUCUCGAGUGAAUCGGUUAUCUGUACUAGGUGCAAUUACAUCAGUGCAGGGAAGGCUAAAAUUGUACAACAAAGUACCGAAUAAUGGUCUCGUAAUUUAUUGUGGUACGAUUGUAACUGAUGAAGGUAAAGAGAAAAAGGUCAAUAUCGAUUUCGAACCAUUCAAACCAAUUAAUACAUCGCUUUAUCUUUGUGAUAACAAAUUUCAUACAGAAGCAUUACAAGCUCUUUUGGCUGAUGAUAACAAGUUUGGGUUCAUUAUAAUGGAUGGUAAUGGUUCUUUGUUCGGAACGUUGCAAGGUAACACUCGUGAAGUUCUCCACAAAUUCACUGUUGAUUUGCCAAAGAAGCACGGUCGAGGUGGGCAGUCAGCAUUACGUUUCGCACGUCUUCGUAUGGAAAAACGUCAUAAUUACGUGAGAAAAGUAGCAGAAACAGCAGUCGAGAUAUUUAUUCGAAAUGAUAAAGUAAAUGUAGCUGGGUUGAUUUUAGCUGGUAGCGCUGAUUUUAAAACAGAGCUGGGACAGUCUGAUAUGUUUGACCAACGACUACAAGCAAAAAUUAUAAGGACAGUUGAUAUUUCAUACGGUGGCGAAAAUGGCUUCAAUCAAGCAAUUGAAUUAGCUGAAGACGCGCUAGCUAAUGUGAAGUUUAUUCAAGAGAAGAAAUUGAUCAAUGGAUAUUUUGAUGAAAUAUCGCAGGAUUCCGGAAAAUAUGUUUAUGGUGUGACAGAUACUUUGCAAGCAUUGGAGAUGGGCUCUGUUGAGACACUUAUUUGUUGGGAAAAUUUGGAUAUUAUACGAUAUCAACUCAAAAAUCCAGUGACUGGAGAUGACAAAUUGCUCUAUUUGGAGCCAGCUCAAGAAAAAAAUAAGAGACACUUCACCGAGAAUUCUACUGGGGUCGAGCUCGAACUUAUGGAUUCGAUGCCUCUAUUAGAGUGGUUGGCAAAUAACUACAAGUCAUUUGGUGCUGCUUUAGAAAUUGUCACAGAUCGAUCACAGGAAGGAGCACAGUUUGUGAGGGGUUUUGGUGGUAUUGGAGGUCUUCUGCGCUAUCGUGUUGAUUUCCAACUAAAUGAUUUGAAUUACGGUGUUGAAGAUAUUAAUCUUGACGAUUAUUGA
Molecule: messenger RNA, 1323 nt
Organism: Thelazia callipaeda (thelaziosis nematode)
Lineage: Eukaryota; Metazoa; Nematoda; Chromadorea; Rhabditida; Thelaziidae
Source: the annotation of a GenBank genome assembly